GGUCCAGGUUUGAAUCUGCGGACGCGUCUCCGGUGGCGUUUUCGGUGUGAACGGAGCGAACCGGCGGGGCUGCGGGUCUGAACCUGUGCGGACGUGUUUAUCCGUGACGCGGGGAUUAACUCUCGUCCUGCGGCUUCAGACCUGUCCAGUGUCUCCAUGGAGUCAGAGCUGCUGAUUGGCUUGCAGCAGGAGAAGGCGGAGCUUAAACGGGAGGUGUGUCGUCUGCAGGAGGAGCUGGCAGAGAGCCGAGCGGACAGAGAGGAGCUGGAGUCCAGGAGCAGAGCCCUGAAUGACAGGCUGUGCCAGUCAGUGUGUCCCUCGCUCGCCCUCUCUCUGCGUGCGGAGGGUGAGCAGAGGGAGUGGAGGAGGAGGGUGAGGGAGGGGAGAGAGAGGGAGGCCAGACAGGCUCUGCUCGUCCACCGACUGCAGAACAAGGUGGUGGAGUACAGAGACCGAUCUCAGCGUUUGGAGCUGCAGCUGCAGGAUGAACACACACAGCUCCUCAACAGUGAGCUGAGGAUCAGAGAUGAACACAGCGACUCUCUGGAGAGCGCCCUGAUCAGACUGGAGGAGGAACAGCAGAGUCGGUCUGGUUGAGACCAAUGCUCUC
Molecule: messenger RNA, 610 nt
Organism: Toxotes jaculatrix (banded archerfish)
Lineage: Eukaryota; Metazoa; Chordata; Actinopteri; Toxotidae
Product: rootletin-like
Exons: 6
Coding region: 157-597 (146 amino acids)
Source: RefSeq, a predicted model, not a curated record